Molecule: messenger RNA, 1665 nt
Organism: Eruca vesicaria subsp. sativa (arugula)
Lineage: Eukaryota; Viridiplantae; Streptophyta; Magnoliopsida; Brassicales; Brassicaceae
Source: the annotation of a GenBank genome assembly
AUGAAGAGGCAAAAAGUAAUCGAGUUAGAUCGUGCCGAGACGCCGACGAAGAACUUCAACAUAGAUUGGGACAACGUUUUGGUCGAUGACGAAGUCCCCGACUUGGAGAUCGUCGAAAAAACUCCUCCGCACGAGCCUACUCUCUCCGCCGGCGAUGAUUCCUCAAUCUGCGUGAAAUCCCUCAAGGAUUACGAGCUCGACGAUCAUCUUAACCGUCAGAGAUCACUCCUUGCUUCUUUCGGUGUCAGGUUACCAGAUAAUGGCCAGAGAAUCCGCUCCAGAAUCGGUAGCCUCGAGUACGAGAAGCAGCGAAGGUUGCUCCUCCGCGCCAAAACGGAUACGGAUGAAUGUCAGAUUCUCGUGCAACCAAAAAGCUCAGAUCUGUCUAAGCAAGGGAAUACAGCUACAGGAUCGAAAGAGGUGUCUCGGUCAACAUUUGUUUCUCAUUUCAGUGUCAAUCUCAAAGUGGAGGCUAGACCAGUGAAACUGUUUAAUGAAGAAGUACAAGGUUUGGGACGUGAAAGCUGGAGAAGAAAGGAUGUUGGAGAGACGGCAACAAAGCAAAGCAGUGGGUGGCGGUCAAUGCCGAGACUAGGAAAGUGUCAGAUCGGUGAAACAAACUUUUAUUCUGGAUUUAAGGAUCCAAAAGGGAAUGGCAAACUCGAUGAAGGUUCUGUAAAUAGAAAAAGAAAGAUAGAGGAAUCUUCCCCUUACUUGCUCGUCGAUGAUGAUGAUGAUGAAGACGACGUUGUUGGCUAUGAUACUCCUAGGUUCAUAUCUUUUCUCUAUUCUACUACAUCAGAUGAUAAAGUAAUCAAUUUGGAUGAAGAGGAACCUGAGUCUCCAGUGGUAGUAGAGGAAGCACUUGAACUUCCUGAAGGGUUACCGGAAGAUAUUUGCUACCCAUCAAGGGAUGACCCAGACCUUGUUCAAGUUGCUCUUGAUGAUCUUAAAUGCCUUUCACCUCGAGAAUGUCUUACAUCUCCAGUUAUAAAUUUCUACAUCAGGUUCUUGCAGCACCAUGUGUUUGCAGGUAAUCAAGCAGCUGCUGAUUACCAUUUCUUUAACACAUUUUUUUACAAGAAACUCAUUGAAGCUGUUUCAUACAAGGGUAACGACAAGGAGGCAUCUUUUGUGAAGUUGAGACGGUGGUGGAAAGGUUUUGAUCUAUUCCGUAAAUCAUAUAUAUUUAUACCAAUUCAUGAGGAUCUACACUGGAGCUUGGUAAUCAUUUGCAUCCCAGACAAGGAGGACGAGUCAGGCUUGACUAUACUCCACUUGGAUUCAUUGGGACUUCACCCAACCAAAUUGAUUUUUAGUAACGUCAAAAGGUUUUUGAUAGAGGAAUGGAGUUACCUGAAUCAAGACACUUCUUUACCGGAUUUACCAAUCUCAGAAAAGAUAUGGAGAGACCUUCCAGAUAGGAUCAACGAAGCUGAAGUGAAGGUUCCACAGCAAAAGAAUGAUUUCGACUGUGGUCUGUUUGUGCUCUUCUUCAUACAACGGUUCAUCGAAGAUGCUCCUCAGAGGUUGACACUGCAGGAUUUGGGAAUGAUUCACAAGAAGUGGUUUAAACCCGAUGAAGCUUCUGCUUUGAGGAUCAAAAUGUGGAACAAACUCAUUGAGCUAUUCCGUGAGAGUAGUCAAACAGAUUUAACUUUGUAA